CCAAUACUGAACAAGUAUUAUACAUAAUGAAAGUUGACAAACAAGGACAAUCACAGGGUGUUCUCAAUUUUUUAAGUUCGGAAGUUCUGGAAUAGAAGGCCGGAAGCUGAUGAAUUGCUAUAAGUACACCGCACUCGAUUAUUGCCACCUCACUCUCUCGCUUGGCAGGACUAUUAAGUAUAAGGUUGCCUUCCUAUAAAGUUAUAGCAUAUAGCAAACGUGUAUCAAAAAAAUAUGAAAACUGCAGGUGUAAUCACAGGACUGGCUGUCGUAGCCACAAGCCAAGCUCACACAAUCAAUCGUCGAGAAGCAUGUCCAAGCGGCAAUGUUGUUUUCGAUGCCUGGGCGUUCGCAGCAGACUGUGGUUCCAUUGAUGGAACCCCCCCACCUACUAUUUCUCUAGAUGUGCCCAUUGGCAGUCCCUGCUUUGCCGUCCCAGCUGGUCCCCCUCUAGGCCUUCCUUUCGCCGCUGCAGUGGAAUAUAUCGCUGAAACAGACAGCUAUGCUGCCUCAAUCUACUUGGAUGAUAAUUGCACGGAUUUGCUUGCUUCUCUUCCAGAUGGUUACAAGCUAGGUGAAUGCGCUGUAGUCGAAUCUUCUCUAGGAGAUGUAUACCUAAGAGGAACUUGCUCCGAAACCGGCGAAGGUGCUGCCGCAGAGCCCGAGCUCGAGGCCGAGACUGAGCCCGAGAUUGUGGACGAGGAAGAGGUCGAGGCUGCCGAGCCUGAUGUGUCUGCCGUGGUUCUUCCAGGUGUUAUCGUACCUGUUUCCGAUGAACCCAUGGUCUCUGAACUGGCAUCUGAAGUUGCAUCUGAAAUGGAGUCAGAAAUGGUGGCUAGCAGCGAAGCUCCUGAGGAGUGUUGCAUGUGCGAGCCCGCAAGUAGUGAUAUGGCAAGUGGAAUUGCUUCAAUGGGUAGUGACAUGGCAUCUAUGGCUACGGACGCCGUAGUAAUGACAGAUGAGGAGUCUGAUGAUGGUUUUGAGAUUCUGCCCGUACGUCGUCGUCGCCAGAUCAGCGAGUCUGCACUAGAAUCGAUGGUUGAAUCUAUGGUUGCUUCAGGAUCACUGGUGGCUUCUGAGAUGUCUGGGUCAAUGAUGGCGUCUGAACCUGCCGCUUCAGGUGAGUGCUGCCCUUGCCCUGUCGUCUCAGAGAUUGAAUCCGAAUCUAUGAUGAUGACCGAUGAAGUCGUGGUCACCGAAGCUGUUUCAGAAGUUGUAUCUGCUCUCGGAGCCGUAUCGGAUGCAGUUGACGAUCUCACUGAGGCAAUUGUAGAUGCCGUCUCUACUGAGGCCGCCAGUGGAGAGACGGAAGAGGAGAUUGUGGAACAGGAUCAGGAGGAUGAAUUAGAUGAGAUUAUCGACCCAACAUUUGACGAAUAAGUCCUAGAGUGAAGCAGUUGAACUUGCGGCUGUCAAUCCAUAGAUAAUGUUUUCUGAAUUGUAAGUGACGGUACGCACAUAUUUUUGAACCAAUAAAAUAUAAUUUGUUAUACGAGGG
Molecule: messenger RNA, 1498 nt
Organism: Sphaeroforma arctica JP610
Lineage: Eukaryota; Ichthyosporea; Ichthyophonida
Exons: 1
Coding region: 235-1380 (381 amino acids)
Source: RefSeq, a predicted model, not a curated record